Molecule: messenger RNA, 2325 nt
Organism: Fimicolochytrium jonesii
Lineage: Eukaryota; Fungi; Chytridiomycota; Chytridiomycetes; Spizellomycetales; Powellomycetaceae
Exons: 5
Coding region: 113-1933 (606 amino acids)
Source: RefSeq, a predicted model, not a curated record
GCCCUGCUUCCCUCCAGACUUCGGCUAGACCUGGUAUCGAUAUCCUCUUCGCACUGCUAGCAGUCGUCUUCAUCUUCCGUCUCACGUCUGAAGAACGACAUAGAUACACGCGAUGUCUCUUCCUCGUUUAUGGCGUUGGGCAGCUGCAACUCUGAUCCUCGCCACCUCUCUGCUGCUGGUCACCGCCUCGCCUGCCUCCGGCGCUUCCGCCCCUCGGGAUGUCGCGGCUUCCACGACCUCUUCAGAACCGUUGACACUCCCGUCGUCUGCGCCAAUGCCUUCCCAACAACCCGAGGACCUUCUGAGUCCCUUCUUGACCUCAAACGGGAGCGGAUAUUUCGUGCCGACCGUCAACAUCACUUUCUGGAAUAACGGCAACCCUUUCAUUUCUUCUGACGGUCAAACAAAGUACGAUCAAUUGCCCAAUGAUCUCCUGCCGGCCAUGCGGGGCGAAACAUUGCCCGGGAACCGUUGGGAUCUCUGGUUGUUAUGGCUAUGGCGCUACAGCGACAAAAUCGAACCGCAAGGUUUCGAGCAUCUAAGGUCUGCCAUUGCAUAUGUUGCCCCCUCAGAGGACAAGAACUUGCUACAUGCAUUCAACAACAUUUCGACCGAAGGCUCAACAAAUAAGUGGCUGCUUGAUGACACUUUGUGUGGGAGUUGUGGGUACACGAUGCAGAAAACAUAUUGUAGUGAUAGUUGUCUGCCACCCGCGACUGCAAACCUCACCGGAGGUCCCAUUGACAACGAGUACUGUGCAUUGCUCAAUUCAGACAGGAAAGCUCGCCUCGCUACAGGAAAAACUUUAGUUACUCAAUGCUUCAACUGGCCCAUCACGGCCACAUGCAAUGACUGCAUCGCUCGGAAGGCGAAAAAGAGUGUGUUUGUGAAGAACUGCCUGAGGUGUCAUGAGUUUUGGUCGGCACCCCUCACUCCCGGUUACCUCUUCAAUCCCUACACUCUGAACCUCUCCGACAUCGGCAACCAAUUCAUCUACUUCGACAAUACCGCCGGUUCUGGCUGCUCGUACCGAAGCAAGAGGGAUCCAGGCUCCCGUAUGGAAGACGCUUUCAAAAAGUGUAAAGUGACCUCGGUCUCGUACAGCGGAACCAUACAUGGGAAUCUUGGUGACUGCACGGUUCACGCUCCAGAUCCUACGGUUGUAGGAGCUGGUCAUUGCGACAAGAUGCCCGGUUCCGAAGAACCUAUAGAUUUUGCGUCAGGUCAGAACGUAAUACCGGCACCAGAGAUGUGUGCUCAAUUCGUCCCCGGAGACCCUGGACUCUGCGAAGGUGAUUUGCCGCCGUUGGAUGAACCUGAAAAGUUAUCUACUCCUCCCACGCCUCCCGGACCGACCAACGGCGGCGCCACACCCGCAAAUCCCGCGGCUCCUGGAACCAACCCUAACGGCGUCCCGAACAUACCCAUCGAGAUCGUUACGAACGGUGGACAGCAGCCACCCGUUCCGGGCGAUCAAUCCAUCCCUGGCUCCCCUGUCGGCCAACCCACCGAUGGCUCGCCAGGCCAACCCAGCGUCUCAGCCGCCGGAUUCCCCACAAGCAACCCCGUAACCGCCGGCAAUCCCAGCAACGCCACGACAGCAACCGUCCCGGCCGCCGCAUACCAAUGCUUCCCGAUCGCGCCACCAGUCAACAAUGGAAGCGCGCCACUCGACCCAUGGACAAACACUACAAGUCCCAUAUUCACAGUCACCGACCCACACGGCGUGUCGCAAGCCUGUUAUACCGUUCCGGCCUCCAUCCAGGGUGCCGCUUCGGCGGCUGUCACUCCUCCCGCAAGCCCCGUGGCUCCCGUGUGUCCUCCGCAAAUUACGGAUUUCCGGAAGCGCAAUGGCGUCUUAUCGUCGCCGCGAUGCACGGCUGCGAUCCCGGUGGCGAUACUGUUCAGCACCUGGCUGCUUGCCAGUUUGUAGACGCACAGAGUGCAAACUGUGUUGCAUUUUCGGUUGGGCCUUCCAUUUUUGAAUCCAUCGACGGCUUAAUAGAAUCAUUAGACGCAUAGAGUCUCCAUAGACGUAUAAAUAUAGAUUAAUAGUGCCCGGCAGCGGGCAAAGGCGGUGGGGGUUUACGUUCUGGCCGUCUAAACCAAAUAAUAACUUGACGGGUAUGGGGAUAUGUUUCCGAUUUCGACCUCACGUAUGACACUUUUGAAGCACCCCGGUUCUGGACCACAAAACCAAUACAGAGUAUAAGUCCCAUAUCCACACUCACGGCUUCAUCUCCUCGUCUUACAAGUUAAGCAACUACAAGAAGCCUCAGAAAAGCAACUAUAUAUGCAUCGGUCGCCUCUAAAAGCGAUCCAUGG